Eubalaena glacialis (North Atlantic right whale) is the source of this 3642-nucleotide messenger RNA. RefSeq names its product zinc finger SWIM-type containing 6 (gene ZSWIM6). The record is from RefSeq and is a predicted model, not a curated record. Gene Ontology annotation, cellular component: Cul2-RING ubiquitin ligase complex. Lineage: Eukaryota; Metazoa; Chordata; Mammalia; Artiodactyla; Balaenidae. Gene Ontology annotation, molecular function: zinc ion binding. Bases 1 to 3642 code for a protein of 1213 amino acids. The transcript is spliced from 14 exons.
AUGGCGGAGCGCGGACAGCAGCCUCCUCCCGCGAAACGGCUCUGCUGCCGGCCGGGCGGCGGAGGCGGCGGCGGCGGCGGCGGCGGGGCCAGCAGCGGCGGCGGAGGAGCGGGUGGCGGUUACAGCUCUGCCUGUCGGCCGGGCCCGCGGGCGGGCGGCGCGGCGGCGGCGGCGUGCGGGGGCGGCGCAGCGCUGGGGCUGCUGCCGCCGGGCAAGACCCAGAGCCCCGAGUCGCUGCUGGACAUUGCGGCGCGCAAGGUGGCUGAGAAGUGGCCGUUCCAGCGCGUGGAGGAGCGCUUCGAGCGCAUCCCGGAGCCGGUGCAGCGCCGCAUCGUCUACUGGUCCUUCCCCCGCAGCGAGCGGGAGAUCUGCAUGUACUCGUCCUUCAACACCGGCGGCGGCGCCGCGGGCGGCCCCGGCGAAGACAGCGGCGGCCCCGGCGGCGCGGGCGGCGGCGCGGGCGGCGCAGGCGGCGGCGGCUCCUCGUCCUCGCCGGUCGCCACCUCGGCCGCCGCCGCCGCUGCCGCCGCCGCCGCCGCCGCCGCUGGGGCCGGGGCCCCGUCGGCGGGGGCCGCCGGGUCGGCGGACGGCGGAGACGAGACACGGCUGCCCUUCCGCCGGGGCAUCGCGCUGCUGGAGAGCGGCUGCGUCGACAACGUUUUGCAAGUCGGUUUCCACUUGAGUGGCACAGUGACAGAACCUGCAAUACAAUCGGAGCCAGAAACUGUUUGCAACGUGGCCAUCAGCUUUGAUCGUUGCAAGAUUACCUCAGUGACCUGCAGCUGUGGAAACAAGGACAUAUUUUAUUGUGCCCAUGUUGUGGCACUGUCUUUAUACCGCAUCCGCAAGCCAGAUCAGGUCAAAUUGCAUCUUCCCAUUUCAGAGACUCUCUUUCAAAUGAAUAGAGACCAACUACAAAAGUUUGUACAGUAUUUGAUCACAGUGCACCACACAGAAGUUUUGCCAACUGCUCAAAAAUUGGCAGAUGAAAUUCUUUCCCAGAAUUCGGAAAUCAACCAAGUUCAUGGUGCUCCUGAUCCAACAGCAGGUGCUAGUAUAGAUGAUGAAAACUGCUGGCACUUAGAUGAAGAGCAGGUUCAAGAACAGGUUAAACUGUUCCUUUCCCAGGGCGGGUACCACGGAUCAGGGAAGCAGCUUAAUUUGCUCUUUGCAAAGGUGCGGGAGAUGUUGAAGAUGAGGGACUCAAACGGGGCCCGAAUGUUGACUUUGAUAACAGAGCAGUUCAUGGCCGACCCUCGUCUGUCACUUUGGAGGCAACAAGGCACCGCAAUGACUGACAAAUAUAGGCAGCUCUGGGAUGAGCUGGGUGCUCUGUGGAUGUGUAUAGUUUUAAAUCCCCACUGCAAGUUGGAGCAGAAGGCCAGCUGGCUAAAACAGUUGAAAAAGUGGAAUGGUGUUGAUGUCUGUCCAUGGGAAGAUGGAAAUCAUGGCAGUGAAUUACCUAACUUAACCAAUGCUCUGCCUCAGGGUGUGAAUGCUAACCAAGAUUCAUCGAACAGGCCACAUCGGACAGUGUUCACCCGAGCCAUCGAGGCGUGCGAUCUCCACUGGCAGGAUAGCCACUUGCAGCACAUUAUCAGCAGUGACCUGUACACCAACUACUGUUACCAUGACGACGCUGAAAACUCCCUCUUUGACUCCCGCGGGUGGCCCCUCUGGCAUGAACAUGUUCCUACAGCCUGUGCACGAGUGGACGCAUUACGUUCUCACGGGUACCCCAGAGAAGCACUGAGACUAGCAAUAGCUAUUGUUAACACGUUAAGACGGCAGCAACAGAAACAGCUGGAAAUGUUCCGAACUCAAAAAAAAGAGCUACCCCAUAAAAGCAUAACCUCAAUAACCAAUCUGGAGGGCUGGGUUGGACACCCCCUGGACCCCGUGGGCACUCUUUUCAGCAGCCUUAUGGAAGCCUGCCGCACUGAUGAUGAAAGCUUCCCUGUGUUCUCAGAUUUUACAGAGAAUAUGGGACAGUGCAAGUCUCUGGAAUACCAGCAUCUACCUGCACACAAAUUCUUAGAAGAAGGGGAAUCCUAUUUAACGCUAGCUGUGGAAGUAGCCCUAAUAGGGCUGGGACAGCAGCGUAUUAUGCCUGAUGGGCUGUAUACCCAAGAGAAGGUUUGCCGGAAUGAGGAGCAGCUCAUUUCCAAGCUUCAGGAAAUUGAAUUGGAUGACACACUGGUGAAAAUUUUUCGCAAGCAAGCAGUCUUCCUAUUAGAAGCCGGACCAUAUAGUGGUUUAGGCGAAAUAAUCCAUCGGGAGAGCGUUCCAAUGCACACAUUUGCCAAGUAUCUCUUCACCUCUCUCCUACCUCAUGAUGCUGAAUUGGCAUACAAAAUUGCACUGAGAGCAAUGCGGUUGCUAGUGUUGGAAUCCACUGCUCCAGCGGGAGACCUCACCCGUCCACACCACAUGGCAUCCGUUGUUCCCAACCGGUACCCUCGUUGGUUCACUCUAAGCCACAUAGAAUCCCAGCAGUGCGAGCUGGCAUCCACUAUGCUCACUGCAGCCAAAGGCGACGUUCGGAGGCUGGAAACAGUAUUAGAAUCCAUCCAGAAAAACAUUCACUCCUCAUCCCACAUCUUCAAGCUUGCCCAAGACGCAUUUAAAAUAGCAACUCUCAUGGACAGUUUGCCAGACAUCACUCUUUUGAAGGUGUCUCUGGAGCUGGGCCUGCAGGUUAUGCGAAUGACACUGUCAACCUUAAACUGGCGGCGGCGGGAGAUGGUGAGGUGGCUGGUAACAUGCGCUACUGAAGUGGGUGUUUAUGCCCUGGACAGCAUCAUGCAGAGCUGGUUUACGCUUUUUACUCCCACUGAAGCCACAAGUAUUGUUGCAACCACCGUGAUGUCCAACAGCACCAUCGUCCGCCUCCACCUGGACUGCCACCAGCAGGAAAAGCUGGCCAGCAGUGCCCGGACACUCGCAUUGCAGUGCGCUAUGAAGGACCCUCAGAACUGUGCCCUCUCUGCGCUCACUCUGUGUGAAAAGGAUCACAUAGCUUUUGAGACGGCGUACCAAAUUGUCCUUGACGCUGCUACAACUGGCAUGAGCUACACCCAGCUCUUUACAAUAGCACGGUACAUGGAGCACCGCGGGUACCCCAUGAGGGCCUACAAGCUGGCCACCCUGGCCAUGACCCAUCUUAACCUGAGCUACAAUCAGGACACGCACCCAGCCAUUAAUGACGUUUUGUGGGCCUGUGCGCUUAGCCACUCCCUUGGUAAAAAUGAGCUUGCAGCUAUAAUACCUCUGGUGGUCAAGAGUGUCAAGUGUGCAACGGUACUGUCAGACAUUUUGCGCAGAUGCACUCUGACCACUCCUGGCAUGGUGGGACUUCACGGAAGGAGGAACUCUGGUAAGCUCAUGUCACUGGACAAAGCCCCCUUGAGGCAACUCUUGGAUGCCACAAUCGGGGCCUACAUCAACACGACACACUCACGGCUCACACACAUCAGUCCUCGGCACUAUAGUGAGUUUAUAGAGUUCCUCAGCAAGGCCCGAGAGACCUUCUUAAUGGCGCAUGAUGGACACAUUCAGUUUACACAGUUUAUCGACAACCUGAAACAAAUCUACAAAGGCAAAAAGAAACUGAUGAUGUUGGUUCGGGAGAGGUUUGGUUGA